This is a messenger RNA of Solanum stenotomum, 429 nucleotides long. RefSeq lists its product as uncharacterized. Gene Ontology annotation, biological process: plasma membrane organization; regulation of membrane lipid distribution; membrane assembly. NCBI's taxonomy places the organism in Eukaryota, Viridiplantae, Streptophyta, Magnoliopsida, Solanales, Solanaceae. The transcript has a single exon. Bases 1 to 429 code for a protein of 142 amino acids. The record is from RefSeq and is a predicted model, not a curated record. Gene Ontology annotation, cellular component: plasma membrane.
AUGGCGAUGGGAAAUGGGUUUAACCAAGAAACUAGAACUGGAGCAUUUUUCAUGGCCACACUGCUCAUUUGGGUUUUCUCAGUUUUGUGGGGAAUACUAAUUAACAAGCUCAAGGAACUGUUCCCAAUCGCUCUGGGAUUCAUUUUCUACCAAUCGGCCAAUUGGGUCAUCCCCAAAUUGCUGCGAAACCGCGAUCCCCUAUUUGUCAACACUUGUGUAUCUCUUCUCCAUUCAUCCACUACAUCUGCUUCAGUGCUCUUCAUUUUGGUCAAUCAGUUGAUGAUUUCAAAUGGGGUAAAUGUAAAUCAGAUGUUUGAACAUUCACAACUUGUUGAACAUACAUGGCCAUGGGCGUUUACAACUUUAUGCUUUUCGUGUGGUUAUUUUGCUUAUGAUCAAUUGGAUAUGCUCCUAAAUCGAUUGACUUAA